AUGCCGCCGUCUACUGUGUUCUCGUAUUGGCGCCGAGACCAUCGACGUUCGGCCGCAUCGCCUGCUUCAAUCCCCGCGCCCUCACCCGUUAAAGGGGCGAAUGGAAGCCCGAUUAGAAGCCCUCCCCAGAUUACAGAGAUUUCGAAUAAACCAACGCUCACCACUACCCUCGACGGUCACUCCUCACCCGAUGGCCCCCACUCAAACCACUCGCCGCUGGACAUCGACUCUUCGAAGCUCAAUAUCAGCUCAUCGGUCGCGCCACUUUCCUCCUCGAUCACUCUUGCUGUUCCAUCGCCGGCAGUCGAAAACGAAAGCCGUCCUCAUUCCAGCCCCGGUGACAGCGGGGAAGAACAGUUCACAACCCAGUCGGAUAAUUCUCAACUGUCAAUGAUGGGUCUACAGUCCGAUCAAGGAGAUGCGGAGUCGAAUUUAAAAUCGAGUUCGCCCUUUAGACGUUCGUUUGGCAAGCAGAAACGGUCACCAACUGCGGCAACGGGGUCAGGUCACUUCCGGUUCAGAUCCUCACCCGACGACUCACCGGCGGAUAAACAAACAAUACCACAGAAGGAUUUCAAGAUGGAUGGUGGUGCAGCUGUUCGGCGCAUCGGAGAUCGUGAUGUGUCCGUAGAACAGUCACAUCACAAAUCGGGUAAGGCGAUGUUCCAUCUCUUGAAUCCGAUGUCUCUUCUUGCGCGCAGGCGCUCCUCGCAGUUGGUUAGCUCCCGCGCAGAAGAUGUCAAAAUCAAGAAUAGGAAUGUUCCUGCUAUGCCAGAUGACUAUGACCCCAGAAUUCGUGGAAAGAUUGUCCAUGACUUCUCUGCGCCCCGGCCUCGCCGCAAUCUUUCGGCUACUCGGCAGGAUACACAUGUGAACGGGCAGGAUGUCUCACCACCACAAAUACCCAGUCAACCGCGUGGGCCCCACUGGAAUGAUCAGGCAAAACGGCACGGUGAUCAUUCGCCUGUUUUUAAGGAACACUUUGAGGACCAGAAUGUUCUACAGGUGGAAAAUAAGGGUUAUCUCCAGUCUUCACUUUUAACAGGCCAACCACAGCCUAGUUGUGAUAGCUCAUUGCCGGUCUUUGCGCGAAACUUGCCUACUCAUCCACCAGAAGGAACUGUAGUUGUUUCAGAGCAGCCCGAGCCUAGAGCGAAGGAAUCUUCCCCAAGCCAACCAAACACAAUCUCUCAUGCUCAUCCUCAGCACCCUCAAGAUCAAGACACGAUUCCUAAUGUACCCUUCAAUCCCUCUGCCUUGCCUAGACAUCUCAAGAGCAAUGCCUCUCGAUUCAGCUUCGAUAUGAUUGGAGUAGCAUCAUCUACACAAGAGAAAAUGCUAGAAGAGAAGCACAAGGCCAAGGAAGCUUCUCGCAGAAUGGAGGAUGGGUAUUUUGAUGACUUCGACGGAGACUUCGACGAGGACUUCGAUGAUGACAUGAUGGACGACCUGGAUGGUCUGGAAGAAAAGAUUCCUGGCGUCAAUGCAGAUGCCGAUGACGAUCUCGAUGAUUUCUCACUUUCGCGAGACAUCAACAAGGCGAAGAGCUGGGCUGUCCCGGCAUUGUCCCCCGUGGUUACUAGCCCGGUCGCCGCUGCAUCGGCAGAACCAACAAAUGCCUCUCACCGUACCUCUCAGCUCUCUGAAGUGACACAACUGGACGAUGUCCCCUCCCAACAACCCCCAGAGAUACAAACGUCUCUGAAUGUCAGGAAUGAGGCAACACCAACCCUUCCGCAGGUUCCGGUUGCGAAACAAGCGGCCUCCAUGGUCGACGACGACGACGAUCUUUAUUUCGAUGACGGCAAUUUCGGAGAUCUCGAUGUGGACGAUCAAGACGGUGGAUUUGAUGAAUCCAUUUUUGAUGACGUAAACAGUCAUUUAUACGAACGAAGACGGGUCGGUGCCCCUGCGGCACCAUUACCAACGGACAGUGCUGUUUCGGGCGAGGAUGACUCCUCGGCAGGGAAAGAAUGCUCCAUGGCAGGAAGGGGGCUCCAAGGUCUGCAACACAUGUCCAGUGUAGCUAGUGACUAUAGGGUCACAGGAUCGGUCAAACGUGGUCCCCUCGGCGAGCCAAUACCAAAUAUGGGCCCUGUCCGUGCCCAUGGUGGCGGUGUACUCACAGAGCAAAAUUUAGAUAUUUUGCACAAUGCUCUAGCCUUUGCAGCCAACGAAGCAUUAUAUAGUGCGCAGGUUGAACGCAACUUCAGCACGAGCGAAGCAUCCCAGGGGCAAUACAGCGCAGCUCAAACAUCGCAGACAACAGACUCGCAACCGGGCCUUGUUUCUGAUAACAGCCGGAUUAGCCAAGCUGCAGAUGCCAUGGCGUUCGAAGAUGUCUUCGACGAUCAGGCCUACGACAACCACUCCUAUGAUGACAACGAUGAUUCGUACUUCGACGACGAAAUCGUUGCUGCUGCUAACGCCGAAGCUCUUGAGAACGAUGAUGAUGGCUUUUACGGCCAAGAGUUCGGCUUUUACGCACAUGCAGAUGGAACUGGCGCCUCUGAGCUAACUAAUGGUGGAUACUUUGGUCCGCGACGGGUUGAAGGCAUCACCCGGAACCACAGCAGCCGUGGCAAAUUCCAGGAGCCCAGCUUGACUCCCAUAACUGAACGAAGUGAAUGGAGUACACGCAACUCUAUGAUCUCGGUCAAGGCUCACGGCGGUACCCAUCCAAAUUCAGCACUAGCGAGCCCUGGACUGGCGCAACUGGUUGACAUGAGCAAUUUGGACGAUGACAUGUCCCUGAGCGCACUCAUGAAGCUACGCCAGGGUGCCUGGGGUGGGAGCAAUGGUAGCCUGCGCAGCAGUGCAGGUAGUCCACCACCACAUACGCUCUCGUCCCCUCAACGUGCAAGCUUGAGUGGUGCUGAAGCAAGCCCAACAGUUUCUGAAGCGAGGCCUUUCAGUCCCGAUGAGACGGUCUCAAAUAAUCUCAGUUAUACCCAUGAUGAGAGCUACCCACGUACUGCUUCGCCGUUGUGA
Penicillium digitatum Pd1 is the source of this 2991-nucleotide messenger RNA. RefSeq lists its product as uncharacterized. NCBI's taxonomy places the organism in Eukaryota, Fungi, Ascomycota, Eurotiomycetes, Eurotiales, Aspergillaceae. The record is from RefSeq and is a predicted model, not a curated record.